Pseudophryne corroboree (corroboree frog) is the source of this 1160-nucleotide messenger RNA. RefSeq lists its product as uncharacterized. The transcript has 8 exons. The record is from RefSeq and is a predicted model, not a curated record. Bases 1 to 1059 code for a protein of 352 amino acids. NCBI's taxonomy places the organism in Eukaryota, Metazoa, Chordata, Amphibia, Anura, Myobatrachidae.
AUGUCCUCAGUGCAGGAGGCCGGCGGCCAUUUUCUUGUAGACCAGUCCGGCAGCUGCAUUAGCAAUAGGAUCCCUGGCCGUGCAGUGACGUCAGGAGCGGCGGCCAUUUUCCCCUGGUCUGAGCUCCGCCUUCCUUCCUUCAUUCCCGCGAGGCAGCAGGAGCAGAGAGCAGCCAUUGCUGUGUCUGGCAGCAGACAAUCCAGCUGUGAGGAGCGAGAGGUGUUAUUACAAGGAGCACUCAGAAUGGAAAAGGACAAGAAUCACAAGACUGAUUUGAUAAUAAAUCUCACUCUGGAAAUCCUCUACCUGCUGACUGGGGAGGGUUACACAGUAGUGAAGAAGACAUCCAAUGAGUGUGAGUCACCCAUCAGCCAUCUCUGUGUGUCAGGAGGACUGAGGAGGACCCAGAGCCCCAUCACAGUUCCUCUACCUCACUCACUAAUACAUGAGAGACACAAUGACCAGAAGAUCCUGAAACUCGCCAACAAAAUCAUUCAGCUGCUGACUGGAGAGGAGGGGGAUUAUAUAGAGGAACACAGGGGUCUGUACAAGGACGUGAUGAUGGAGAAUCACCGGCCCCUCACAUCACUGGAUGGGCCCAGUAACAGAGAUACCCCAGAGAGAUGUCCCCGUCCUCUGUAUUCCCAGGAUUGUACAGAGCAGAAUCACAGGACCCCACAGGAGGAUCAGAGGGAACAGCUGACUGAUAUGAAGAUAAAUGAUAUAGACAGAGAAGAAGAGACGUAUGUGACUGAUAUGAAGGCAGAAGAUAUAGAGGGAGAAGAAAAGACGUAUGUGAGGGGUGAUCAGCAGUGUAAGGAGGAGGACAUCCCUACAGACAUCAGGACAGUUCUGUACUUGGCUUUGGUGGAAGGGACAUCAGAGUCUUGUCCUGGAAACGAGGAGUACACGACAUGUCCAGGCUGUGAACCUACCUGUGAGAUCAAAAACCCCAUGUGUGUUCAAGCUUGCAUCGGACCCGGACAAUGUCAAUGCAAGAAGGAUUUUGUUCGUGACAGUAAAACUAAACUCUGCAUACGUGUGGGAGAAUGUCCCUGAGCGUGCCCAGCACAGGACACACACGCCAUGACACAGAUAUACAUGCAUGCUGCCAUAUCAUGUAUGCUCUCUCCAUAUUCUAAUAAAGGUGGGAUCAUUGC